Messenger RNA from Prorocentrum cordatum, 1145 nucleotides. Lineage: Eukaryota; Dinophyceae; Prorocentrales; Prorocentraceae. The record is from the annotation of a GenBank genome assembly.
AGGCGCUCAAGGACGAGGGCUUCCCGGUGCCCGUCCCCAUCGACCAGAACCGCCAUGUGGUCGUAAUGAGUUACCUGGACGCCGUGCCGCUGUACAGGAUUCGGUCGCUGAAGCAGCCUCAUGCGGUGCUCGAGCGCCUCAUGAGGCUCUUGGUCAGACUGGCGCGUGCUGGUAUCAUUCACGGUGACUUCAACGAGUUUAACCUGAUGGUCGAUGGCGACGAGAAGGUGACCCUGAUCGACUUCCCGCAAAUCGUACAUUUGGGCCACCAGAACGCGGCGGAGUUCUUCGACCGCGACGCGCAGUGCGUCUGCGAUUUCUUCCGGAAGAGGCUCAACAUAGAGGUGGAAGAGUGGCCGCAGUUCCACGAGGUGAUGGCCGAACACCCCGGCGCUGCGAUGUCUCUCGCGGCGGCCCUGCCCGUAGAGGGCCUGGACGCGGAGGCCGACGCAAUGCUGGUGCGGGCGCACGCCGACGGGGCGGGCCGCCGACAUGACGGCCGAGAAGGUGGCGAAGGCGAGAGCGACAGCGGCGAUGGGGAGGAGGAGGAGGAGGAGGGCGGGGAGAACGAGGAGCGGCUGCGGCCUGGCGACGAGGAGGACGUCGCCUGCGAGGGGGACGCGGUGGCCGCCGUGGACGGGGCGAUCGAGCGGCUGGUGCGGGAAGGCGGUCAGGAGGAUUUUGGUCGCGAGGACGACGUGGAGGUCGCUGGUGACGGCGCCUCGGGCGAUGACCGGCCUGGAGCGCGGGAAGGCGCAGACGAGGAGGAGGAGGCGGCGGCCGCCGCGGGAGAGGGCGGUGAGGGCGGCUCGGACACCAGCGGCGCGGAGGAGGACGACAGGCCCGGGCAGGUCAACAUAUCCUCUGGGAAGAAGCGGCUGCAGCGGCGGCAGGUCACCGCCAAGGAGGCUCGGAAGAACCUGCAGAAACAGCAGAAACAGAAGCCGGCGAGGGCGAACAACCAGAAGAACAAGGAGUUCAGAAGAGCCAAGCACGAGGUCAGAGAGUACCUCGGCUGACCCGCGCGGGUGGCCCGCGGCUUUGGCUCCGAGCAUGUCUCCUGUAGCGUAACUGCGCCUCCGCGACUCGGCUACGGACUCCGAGCGGCGACGCGUCUUCGUCCUUUUUCUUUCUUCCUGAUUCCU